AUGAACAAAAUAAUUUUUGGCAUUGCUGCUGUUACGGUGGCCUUUGUAGUUGGCCAGGCAUUAGAAUGCUACCAGUGUGAGCCUGGAAGCUCGGGUAUGUGUAACACCACAAAGAUCACAUGCCAAUCUGGAGAGCUGUGCUUCCGUGAAGUUGUGGCAUCUGAACAUGGUACUCACAAUGACAAAAAGGGCUGUAUGAAAAGAGAGGAUUGCCCCAAAGAGGGGAUAUCUAACAAGACAACCUACGCCAAGAACUACACCUGCUGUGCCACGGACCUGUGCAAUAUGGCCCCCAGCCUCCCCCAUCUGGCCCCCCUGUCCCUCACACUGGCUACACUAACCUCCACACUGGCAGCUUUUGCUCUCCUCUGAAUCUCUGGCCUCACUCACUCAUUCACUCACAUACUCUCUCUCUCUCUGUGCUUCUUCUCUUACAUUUCUUCCCACAGUCAGUUACAUUGCAUUGUUACUUCAUCCAGACCACUUUCAACACACAUGCCAUUAUUUGACUUAUGUUAGUUUUUUUUUGCCCCCACACCUGUCCACUACGUCACAGAGGGUGAAA
Megalops cyprinoides (Indo-Pacific tarpon) is the source of this 565-nucleotide messenger RNA. RefSeq names its product neurotoxin 3FTx-LI-like. Lineage: Eukaryota; Metazoa; Chordata; Actinopteri; Elopiformes; Megalopidae. The transcript has 3 exons. Gene Ontology annotation, cellular component: membrane. Bases 1 to 372 code for a protein of 123 amino acids. Gene Ontology annotation, molecular function: transmembrane receptor protein serine/threonine kinase activity. The record is from RefSeq and is a predicted model, not a curated record.